This is a messenger RNA of Symbiodinium pilosum, 753 nucleotides long. NCBI's taxonomy places the organism in Eukaryota, Dinophyceae, Suessiales, Symbiodiniaceae. The record is from the annotation of a GenBank genome assembly.
AUGAAGAAACUUGGAUGCUUCCAGUCAUGUUCACGUGUACCACGGGUGCGAAGGCUCGAGGAAGCAAAAUCAGAAGUGGACCAGUUGGCGGAGGAUCAGGCAACACUCCGCAAGGAGCUAGCAGAACUUGGCCGUGUGACUGACGAGGCUCAGAAAGAAAGAGCUCAAGCCAAGGCCAAGAAUGCAGCCAGCAUGAAGGAGGCGGAAGAGUCUCAGAAGGCGCUGGAGGCGGCCUUGGUGAUGCUGCGUGAGGUUUACGGCCAGGUGCCUGCAUCGCUACUGCAAGUGGAGCAGGCUGCGCUGGCAGCACCAGUUCUGGAGGGUGCCCCAGAAACGUUUCCCGACGUCGACUACGUUGCAACUCCGCAGAAGGGGGUGCUGGAACUCCUUGAGGUGGCUGCAAGCUCCUAUGCCUCUGCUGCGGCUGAAUUGGCCGAUGAGGAGCAGGCCGAAGAAGGGCAGUUUCAGCACUUUCUGGUGGAGAGCCGGAAGGAUCAAGCCAUCAAAAGCCGCGAGCUGGUGCACAGCGAGGACCGCUUGGAGCGCAAGCAGAUGGCCCUGAAGCAGGGCAAGGCAGAGCUUGCAAAGUCCACGGAGAAAUUGGAGAAAGUGCAAGCAUAUUUGGAGAAGCUGCAGGACCAGUGCAAGGCACCCGUCGUUACCCCCGAGGAGCGUCGGCAAAAGCGAGAGCAGGAGCUGACAGCUCUGAAACAGGCGCUGUCUGCUCUGGAGGAGAGCCCCGCGGGUGCAUGA